AUUAUCAACAAUUUCCACUAAGAAAAAUUCCCCUUUUGAAAAUCUAUUUUAAUACUCUUUUUGUUGUCUUGUAUUUACACUAACCAUGGUAUAUAUCUCAAAUUUUUUAUCAUGUUCACAUUAUACAGUAAACUUUUUCCAUAACUUAUAAAUUUCACUUUCUCUUACAAAUUGCCAUACACUCAUAUACGGACAAACUUCUCCAUGUUUUCCGCAAAUCAAUCCCACAUUAAUAAACCACUUUGUGCACAACACACAAACAUUACACAAAAAGUUUGAUGAUGUUGUAUUGUUUUUUUUCUAUUUUUAUGUAACCUUGUUUAUAUUUCUUUAUCAUACUCAUAUAAUAUUGUAUACUGGAAUCUUGUCCUUUGCCAUAACCAGUUUCAGAAUGAAUUCAACACUCAUGGCCAGCAAAGCACAAAGAAUACAAGAAUUUGGAAUCAAUCCGACACAACAUAGCACCGCCAUAAUAAUAUCCAACACCAAUAAACCACUCGGCUACCGCCGUCGUUUCCAAUCUGAAAAGAAAAGAAGGAGAAUCGAACACCACUGCGGUCACGAUGGAAAUCAGCCGCCAGACGUCCUCAGAUCCACGCGCAACCACGCAUCUCGACAGCAAAGCUCUACCGGCAACGCGUCAACAGCUCCGCCGUUGAAAUCAGCGGCACCGCCGGACAGCUCUGACGGUUCGAUCCACACUGCAAACCCUCCCAGCCACGACGCAGCGCCGCACGCCGUCGCGUUGCCGCCAUCCCGCUUCACACUACCACCGCGAUCUCCAUUAGCAACCCUCAACAAACUCAGAUCCGCACCUUGCUACCGAUUGAGGAUAGCGGCUUUCGACUUGGUGAGGAUUAGCUCAUAAGUCAGUGUGUAAGUAUAGCGUCAGGUGUCAUGCUCUGAUAUUGUAACAUUAGGGGAUGGCUAGUUUAGAGUUUAUGAUGAUAUUCUAUUUUGUUGUUAUCGGAUUAAUCUUGUGAGAUAUUGCAUAGAUGAUGUUAUGCUUAUUCGUUGAUGAAUUUUCCGCUGUGUAGAAACAUGAAUUAUUAUGUAUUAUGAUGAAUUCCUCAGUAAACACAUGACAAUGACAUGUGAUAUUUAUAAUAAAUAUGAAUUGUGGAACCCUUGUUUCAUGUUACUCUAAAAUAUUUAUUUAAUUGCCGCGGGGAUUAGAAGGAUGUUACAAUAGUGGUAUCAGAGCAGGUCGUUCCGUCCGGCCAAUUGUCGAGUCAGUUGAGCUACGCGACAGUUGAAUACUGUCGGCGUAUUAUCUCUUGGUAUGCGACAUGUAAGUGAAUCACUAUUGGUACUUGUUUGUUUUGUUGUAGGAGUUGGUUUGAGCAGAGUGGGGGAGAAGCUUUGCUUCUCGGAAGAGGUUCAGUUGCAAGUUUGCAAAGAGGAUUGCUGUCGUGAUGCUUCAGAAACUGAACUUCGGCGAAGGAAUGUAUCGCUCAAGUUAUAAGAAGUUUGAGAGAAAAUAGAUGUGAUAAGGUGUUGUUUGGAAUGUGAUUGAUUUGAAGAGGGUGAGUUUUGGAGCGAAAUUUGCGUAAGCAAAACGCAGGAAAAUUGCUGAAUCGUUGUGAAACUUCAAAAAUUCAUAAUUGGAGAUCUGGACAUCCAAUUUGAGUUCCGUUUGAAGCGUCGGAAAGCUAACAAGAUGAACUUUGUUAUAAAAAUGGUAGCAGCAGUUGUAACAUAUUUAAUUGUUACAGGAUGAUGUUAGAAAGAGGUGAAGUUGCGGUUACGCUUGUUCUUAGAAUUGGACUUGUUGUUGGUACCGCACGAGACGUCAGUGUCAGAGUUGAGCGGAUUGAAGGAAUAAUUAAAGGUUGUUAAGAAGAAAUUUUAGAAAUUAAGUGUACAAUUUGAGGUAUUUUGGAGAUAUCGCUUAGAGUGUCGCUGCAUGAUGUCGAUGUUGCAUUUCGGAUGACGUUGGAAAAUUCAUAUUUUGAGUUCCGAAUGUCGGAUUAAUGUGCCGUUUGAACCUACGAAAAGGAGAGAUUAUGUUCUACCUUAUGGGAGAGUUAUAAAUACAAUAGAGGUGAUCCUAUGAGGAGAGAGUCUGAGGUCAGUUAUGGAAGCGUAAAACUUGUUGAAUAGGAAUGGUUAUUAUCGCAAUUGUUUGAAACGAAGU
Messenger RNA from Vicia villosa (hairy vetch), 2137 nucleotides. RefSeq lists its product as uncharacterized. Lineage: Eukaryota; Viridiplantae; Streptophyta; Magnoliopsida; Fabales; Fabaceae. The record is from RefSeq and is a predicted model, not a curated record. Bases 392 to 868 code for a protein of 158 amino acids. The transcript is spliced from 2 exons.